AUGAACACAGUGCGCUUAAUUAAUGUUCUUACUUUCUGUUCUGUGCAGUGUGUUUUGUGUAAAUUGAAUACGGAAUAUUUUCCCGCCAGUUUUCAGACUCCUGAACAAGGAUACUGUCUGGAGAGUUACCGGUGUCAGGGAAGAUCCGACCCUUACACUCAGGACAACUGUCAGUGUGAUUCGGAUUGCUUGAUAUACGGGGACUGUUGCCCCGACUACAAAAGCAAUCACACAGUUGAAAACAAAGCGAUUCCGAGAUUUACAUGUGAGUAUAGAGAUGAUGUUGACUCUGACAAUUUUAUUUACAUUGUGAAUUCGUGUCCUUCUGGUACUGAUCCAUAUCUUAAAAAGAAAUGUGAAACCGAGAACGAUGUGUUUGACCAUCUGUCCAGUGGUUUGAGUUCGGGAUAUUUGUAUAAAAACAUGUAUUGCGCUUUAUGUAAUUUUGAUAAUUACGUCACGUGGAAUCCAGGGAUCCAGUGUCAUUGGAGAUAUUCACUUCCAGAGAAUUUGUCAGUAUCUUCCUUGCAGAAUGAUACCGAUUGUUACGUCACACACUCGCCCCCAGAAGGAAACCGGAAACAGCGAACUUGUUUUCCAAUCAGUUCUAAUGUGACGGAGUGUCAGAACAAAACUUUGAUGACUUUAUGUAAAUUCGGAUAUUACGUUCCUGUAUUCGGAAUGAAAACUGUCUUUCGAAACGUUCAUUGUGCAAAAUGUCAAAAUUAUCCAGAAUCAAACCUAACAUGUAACAUGAAGUCUGCAAACUUAAUUCCUUAUAAACCAAAGAGAAAUAUUUACAACUAUAGUUACAGAAUUCUGUUUGAUCUAAAUUUGAAAAAGGAGAUGACAGAGACACGCUUCCGACUUUCAGUGGUGGGAGAAUCUACGAAUUCACUAUCAAAUGUCUGUGACAUAGAUCAUCUGCUGGAUCCACUUACAGGGCAAUGUUACAAGAUACUGUGCAAACCUCCGUUUGUUUAUCAAAAUGGUAAAUGUUUAUUGAAAGAACGGCUUACCAACGACCCAAACAAUACCUCAUCAGCAUGCCUCUCUCGAAUUGUUCGCCAAAAUGAGUUCGAAUUAAUCAAUUCCACUACAAUUUUUUUGUUCUCCCUAAAUAGAACGAUGCAUGAUUUUACGCUCUCGGAAAAUGAAAGCGAUGCAUACGUCUGCAUAAACGGAACGAAAAUUGAUGAUCAAAUAACUUCCACAAGACUGACAAUCUAUUUUACAAAAGAAGAGAGGCUGCUGUCUUUCGUUGGUGGAAUUUUGUCAACAGCGUGUCUGCUAGUGUGUUUCACUGUUUACGUUUGUUCCCCCAAGCUGCACAAUGUUCCCGGCAAAAACCUGAUGUGCUUGAUGGCAUCCUUGUUCGUUGCGCAAUUGUUACAUUUGAUAGCGCCAUUUAUCUUCGAGAUGAAAAACCAAGGUUUAUGCAAGGCCAUAUCAAUUGUAACGCACUUUGCCUUCCUAGCUGCUUUCUUCUGGAUGAAUGUGAUGUCUUUCGACAUAUUUUUCACAUUUUCAACAGGUUUUACUAAUUCGGGUGAAAGAGGGGGUUCUUCAAAGCGUGUGCGAUUUUAUUGGCUCUAUGCUUGGUUAGGCGCUGUUAUCAUAGUUGGGUCUGCAGCCUCGGUUGAGUAUACUUCGGAUUCAAGUUUUAAACCCGGAUAUGGUGAUGGAGUGUGUUGGAUUUCAAAUAGCAGAGGUCUAAUUGUCUUCUUUCUGGUCCCCAUCGCAAUUCUGUUGUUUUCAAAUUUUGUUUUCUUCAUUAUAUCUGCUAUAAGUAUACACACAUCAUUCAAGAAAACUUCCCGGAUACUGAAGAGAAAGAACACUUGCAAAUUAUUUAUUUACAUAAAACUGUCGGUUGUGAUGGGGUUAACCUGGUGUUUUGGUUUCUCGGCAGCAGCAACCAAUAGUCAGGCGUUGUGGUAUUUGUUUAUUGUCUUCAACACUUUACAAGGAUUCUUUAUAGCAACUUUCUUUGUAUGUACGAAAAAGGUGUUUCAAAUCGUCCGAGAUGGUGCCUCUUCAUUUUAUUCCAGUACCAGGUCGUUUACUGUUAGAAAAUCCUUAACUUCAAAGCUUGAGAGUGAGGGAGGUAGGGACGCUUCCAGGAAAUUUGAAGCCCGGUGUUAGUGAAGUACAGAAACUUUGUAAGACAUUUCAUCUAUCCAUGCAUCAACAAAACUGAAACUUCCGGGGUUUGGGGUUGGGGGGGGGGUGCCCUGUUUUUUUUGUAUUUUUUAGCUGUAAUGUUUUUUUGGUAAAGUACUGUUGUGACAUGAUUGCAGUGUUGACUCUAAUCUUCAAAGUACACGUAUUAACUAUAGAGAACGGAACAUGCUAGGCUGGCCUGAAACCUGACAUUAUUUGUAUGUUGAGUAAAUAUUCAGAAUGCUUUUAAUUGAUAUACAAAUGUCAAAUGUGGGGUAUUGAUAAAAUAUGUAUAGCAUUAA
Ostrea edulis (European flat oyster) is the source of this 2465-nucleotide messenger RNA. Its product is annotated as adhesion G protein-coupled receptor E2-like. The transcript has a single exon. The record is from RefSeq and is a predicted model, not a curated record. Gene Ontology annotation, molecular function: G protein-coupled receptor activity. Lineage: Eukaryota; Metazoa; Mollusca; Bivalvia; Ostreida; Ostreidae. Gene Ontology annotation, biological process: cell surface receptor signaling pathway; G protein-coupled receptor signaling pathway. Gene Ontology annotation, cellular component: membrane. The coding region runs from base 1 to 2145 and encodes 714 amino acids.